AUGUCGGUUUCUACAACUUAUAUUCGAUUUAAUGCUCGAUGGUCAAAAAGAUCAAAACGUGCAAGAUGUUUAAAAAGUUUUGCGUUAUUCAGGACGUUACUUACCUUAACAGUUUUUGCUGGUAUAACUUUUAUUAUGAUCUGUGAUAUUAGACUCAAUGUUAGGGUUUAUAUGAGAGAUUGGAUUACGCAUGAAGAAUUUAAACAUGAAAAUUUAAGCAGAUGUUUUGAUAACAUUCCUAAUAGACCAGAACCAACAAUCCUUUAUAAUGAUAUUCUAACUAACAUACCUCUCACAUAUGGUUGGGAUUGUUACGAUUUUGCCAAAAGUAUAAAGUUAAAGCCUGGCCAACCUCGAGAACAUACAAUCUACCAUGCUUAUUGGCGUGCAGAUCUACGACCUUUUGGUGAUAAACAAAUCGCUACGUUAAAAUCUUUCUUCGCUACCCAGGAUGAAAAAUUUUCUUCACUUAUUCUUUGGACUAAUGGAAAUAUUUCGACUAAUCCAUCUCUUAAACCAUUAUUUGAGCGUUAUUCCAAUCGAUUCGCAAUAAAAUAUUAUGAUGUGAUUAUAGAAAGUAAAGGAACUCCUAUGGAGAGUUCACGAAACCUUCAGCUUAAUGAUAAAAAAGCAUAUCUAGAUGGUGAUUUGAUUCGACUCCUUGUUUUAUAUAAAUAUGGUGGAAUAUGGUUUGAUAUGGAUUCACUUUUUGUACGUGACUUUUCUCCGCUCAUAGAGCAAGAAUGGCUUGGCCAAUGGGAUUGUUUUAUGCCAAAAGGUUAUCCUUUUAACGGUGCUUUUAUGAGAUUUCGAAGGAAUUCUCCAUAUUUAUGUGAAUUUCUUUCUGAAAUGGCUAGUGGUCCAGCUCCUAGUAAAUCUUCAAUUGAUUGGGGUGGAAAACUUUAUUAUAAAAUUUUUAGGCGUUUAAUUCAAAAUGGAAAGAAACCAUUUGGAAUGAUUCCUUGGUGCUUUACUGAUUCUCAUUUAUGUAAUCCGUUUAAUUCGAUGCCUAACGCAUUUGAAGAGGCGAAAUUCGAUAAGGAGAGAUUAUUACAAGUAUUUGCAUAUCAUUGGCAUAAUCAAUGGGAUAAAGAAAAAGGAAGUUUAUUUAAAUUUCUGGAACAAAGGAAUAAUGAAAUUCUAGGAUUUUAG
Molecule: messenger RNA, 1152 nt
Organism: Scutellospora calospora
Lineage: Eukaryota; Fungi; Glomeromycota; Glomeromycetes; Diversisporales; Gigasporaceae
Source: the annotation of a GenBank genome assembly